UGUGGUGCGGUCUACUUGUGUCAAGUGCACGUUGUCUUUUAUUUUCGAUUUCAAAUUGUGUUUUAGGUUAUUUGGUGGAAUAAUAUGAGGGUUUGCUAAUAAUCCUCAAAGCCUUCGCGAUAAGAUCGAUUUAUCCAACUUCACAAAAUGAGUGAUUUCGUACUGAAUGAUAGCGACACAGACGUUGAUUCUGAUGAGGAGUUACAAGAGGCAUUUGCGAAAGGUUUACUUAAACCUGGCUUAAAUGAAGAAAUAGAGAAGGUACAGAAGAGAUAUGUGAACAAUGUAGCAGACUUGAGGGCCAAGUUGAAGGAAUUUGAGCUCAAACUACCUUGGUUGGAAACAGUUGACUUAGUAACAACAGUGGCCCCAAUGGCUCCUGAUAUUGCCUUGCAAAUGCAACAGACAGCACAAAGAAGGAAGAAUGUAGUGGAAAACACAAAAGGCAACAAAUUGUAUGACCCCACAGAGGACCCGGUACUGAAUGAGUUUAAGAGAGAGAACUUAAUACACAGACAAGCACAAGCUGCUGUUGUUGAUGGCAUUAAGAGACUGCAGGAACUGAAUAUACCAACAAAAAGGCCAGACGACUACUUUGCAGAGAUGGCAAAGUCAGAUGAUCACAUGCAGAAAGUACGUAAGAACCUGAUGUCCAAACAAGCAGCUCAGGCUCGCACUGAAAAAGUUCGCCAGCUGAGGGACCAGAAGAAAAUGGCCAAGAGAGUACAGAUUGACGCAAAACUUAAACAGGCUGCAGACAAAAAACAAAUGUUAGAACAACUGAAAAGGGUUCGCAAAGGAAAAUCUACAGAUCUAGACUUUUUAGAGGACAAUAAAGGGAAGAAUGCAAAUAAAGGCAACCCUAAAAAUGCUAAAGUCAAAGUCAAUAAGAGACGGGCAAUGAAAGACAGCAAGUUUGGUUUUGGAGGCAAAAAGAAAGGAUCUAAAUUAAACACAAGAGAGUCGUCAAACCAAAUGGAUGGUUUUAAUAGUUCAGCUAAAAAGAAGCCAUUCGAUUACAAAUCUAAAUCAUUCAAACCUAACAAGAAGAAUAUAAGGCCUGGUAAGUCUAAGAGGAAAAAUGCUAAGAGAUAAUUUAAGGGUUUUUAUUUGAUAAGAUUAAUAAAGAUAUUGGAAUUAAA
Pararge aegeria (speckled wood butterfly) is the source of this 1142-nucleotide messenger RNA. Its product is annotated as probable rRNA-processing protein EBP2 homolog. Bases 148 to 1095 code for a protein of 315 amino acids. Gene Ontology annotation, biological process: rRNA processing; ribosomal large subunit biogenesis. The record is from RefSeq and is a predicted model, not a curated record. NCBI's taxonomy places the organism in Eukaryota, Metazoa, Arthropoda, Insecta, Lepidoptera, Nymphalidae. Gene Ontology annotation, cellular component: nucleolus; preribosome, large subunit precursor; nuclear periphery. The transcript has 5 exons.